Molecule: messenger RNA, 978 nt
Organism: Lottia gigantea (owl limpet)
Lineage: Eukaryota; Metazoa; Mollusca; Gastropoda; Lottiidae
Exons: 3
Coding region: 1-978 (325 amino acids)
Molecular function (GO): structural molecule activity
Source: RefSeq, a predicted model, not a curated record
AUGAUUGUCGCUCACGCUCCAAAAACUUAUUUCGGUUCAGGAGAUAUACAAAAAUCAUUGGGUUCUCUUCCUGGAUUUCCAUGGGCGAAAUAUCCCGGAGAAAAACAUCUCCCAGGGCACAAUUACACCGGUCCAGGCACUAGGUUAGAUCUACGAUUAGACGAAAACGAUAAACCCAAACUAGGGGAAGAAACAGUCAAUAGAGUUGACGCCGCUGCGCUCAAACAUGAUAUUUUAUACAGAAACAAAGACAUAAAGUUUAGACACGAAGCAGACAAACAAAUGAUAACCGAACUUGAAAAUAUUCCAAAUCCAACUUUCAAAGAGAGAAUGGAAAGAGCAUUAAUCAUUAAACUGUUAAAAGCAAAGAUGAAAUUAGUCACAAGUUUUAUUAGAUGCCAACAUUUCAUAUCACGAAGAAUAUUUAAACCAUCGGAAAUUGAAACGAAAAAUGGUAAAUAUGUAGACACCUUUAAAAUGGAAGUAGAAAAUGAUAAGGAUAUCAUUGGAAUCAAAGAUUUAGAUAUGAUAUUGGAGACGGAAAAUCCACCAUCAACCAACAUUGCCAAAAUUCCACGACGCUUACACGUACACGAAAAAAUAGAAUCAACCAGUCACGAGUUUUUACGAACAACAGACUUUGAAUACGUAAAACUAUAUUUUGCUUUAGGUGAAAAAUACACUUCGAUCGAUGUUCAUAAAAGUCAACAAGAAAGAGAGUUUAUAGUGCAUUUAUCGUUUGCCGAAGACUCCAUCCUUGAAGGUGGUGGUUUUAUUUUUAGAGCCAAGAUAAACAUCGAAAAAGAAAAAAUAAAAUAUUCCUAUCAUCUUAACGAGGACCAUACGAAAAAAGAAAUAUCGUUAGUACGCGUAAAUGUUUUUACUUUUAAUACCCGCAAAUAUAAUAAUGCUAGACCAAACAAGCACGCUCUAUAUGAUAUUCCGUGGUUCUAUUUAUCGGAAAUUCACUUAAUUUAA